This is a messenger RNA of Histoplasma mississippiense, 408 nucleotides long. RefSeq lists its product with no specific name. The transcript is spliced from 2 exons. Lineage: Eukaryota; Fungi; Ascomycota; Eurotiomycetes; Onygenales; Ajellomycetaceae. The coding region runs from base 1 to 408 and encodes 135 amino acids. The record is from RefSeq and is a predicted model, not a curated record.
AUGACGACCCACUCCGCCCACGGGAGAAGCAGAGGAGGCAUGACCCACAGCACGGCCGGCAUACAUGAUACCAGCGCCGCGUCCUCUGCACUUUCAAAUCCCUUUUUGCUUAUGGUGGAGCUGCAUGUCAUGAGGUGUUUCAUGUGGGUUAAAUGUGCAGCGAGCUCCUUCCUGCGCACCAUUCCGCAACCGAAACAGCGGGCGAAGAGUGCGCCAAGAGCUAACCCUAGCCUACGUGGGGCAAAGGUCAAACGGAUGCCGCAGAUCGGAGACUUUGGUGCAUUGUCUGAUGGUUUGGAUAAGCUGGGGGAUUUGAACCAGAACUCCCUUUUGCCUAGAGAGAGGCCUUGCAUUGAGCCAAUUACAAUCAAGGGGUUAUCGAUCUUCGAAUCAAAGGCCGGGCUAUAA